GCCGAGGCAGCCGCGAGGAGACCGCGCAAACAGCACUGGGCCGCGGUUCUGCGUCGGUGUCCUCUACUGGGGGCGGGAUCAGACAUGAUAGUGGUACACUAGGUGACGGGCGCGAGGCCCACAAUUUUUUGGACGGGCACCCGAGAGACGACGACGACUCAAGACGCACAACAGCAAGAAAAAAUCUUGGUGUAAAGCAGUCAAAGACGCGUGGAACUGUUGCUUUCUCUUUGGGUGGCAAUGACGGCCAGCGAGGGUCUCAGUUCGGAAUUCGCGACCGCAUGAAGAAAAGCGUGGGUGGCCUGAUGCGUUUCCUGGUUCGAGGCGGUCGGAGCAAGAACCAGCCCGCUUCAUUACCGGUAUCAGCGAGCGCAGCGUCGGCGCUUCAGCCUCAAAGUACGUAUUUGGCGGCUGCUGGCGAUGCAGCAACUCCUGCGCCGCGAUCAUCAGACGGCAAAGAAUCAAACGAAGAUGCAGAUGGGGCGAGACCCGCGAGUAUAGUAAAGGACCGAAUAACCAGAGACUCGGCGGCGGAGGCGGUUCCUCCAGAAGCCUCUGACGAUCUGCGAAUGAGCGCCGUAUCCUCGGUAUCAUCGCGCGGGCCUAGUCACGCCAGGAGCCGCAUGUUCAACACCGCAUCGACCCUUCCAAACAGCCUCCGUGGGCGAAUGACCUUUGUCACUCCCCAUGACAAGCUCUUGCCCCGCGCGAAGAUGGCCUCGCG
Amoebophrya sp. A25 is the source of this 724-nucleotide messenger RNA. The record is from the annotation of a GenBank genome assembly. NCBI's taxonomy places the organism in Eukaryota, Dinophyceae, Syndiniales, Amoebophryaceae.